CCCCCUCUCUCUCCGCGUCUCCGCCUCUAAUACCGAUUCCUAAAUCUUUCUCUAUCCGAAAUUCCGAAUCCAAUCAGCCAUCAAACAUGAAUCUGCCGGGGGAUUCCGCCGGCGGAAGCACACCACCGUCGUCGAAAAAGCAGCUUCAACUCCAGGGGCCACGCCCACCUCCUCUCAGAGUCAGCAAAGAAUCUCACAUAAUUAAGAAACCACCGCUGCCACCACAUGCUGCCGCCGUCGCCACCCACCAACAUCCCCGCCUCUCGCCUGACGAUGCCAGCCAGCAGCGGCAACCGGUGAUAAUAUAUUCCGUAUCUCCUAAAGUCCUUCGAGUCCCCGUCAGCGACUUCAUGGACGUCGUCCAGCGCCUCACUGGGCUACACUCGGUCAACGAACAGCCUUCUGGAUCCGGAGCUGUUUCGCCGGCGGCGAAGCUGGCUUCGAUCGAAAAGACAAGCCCAUCAGAGAAGGAAAGAUUGCGGAGCGCCGGAAACGACGCGAUGAUUGAAUUGGAAGGCAUAGAUGUGGGGCAGUUCCCGGGAAUAUUAUCACCGACGCCGGCAAGUUUAGGGCCGAUACCACCGGAUUAUUUCUCACCGGUCGCAGAAACGCAGCCGUUUUGGCAUGACUUGAGCAUCCAAAGUUUCUUGUAAUUUCUCUUGCCACCCAUGAUCUUCUCUAUAAAGAUGGCUCAUACAAUACCACCAUUACGCGAUAUGCUACUUUAUUUGUCAUCGAACCCGCCUCUCAUG
Molecule: messenger RNA, 752 nt
Organism: Prosopis cineraria
Lineage: Eukaryota; Viridiplantae; Streptophyta; Magnoliopsida; Fabales; Fabaceae
Product: protein MKS1-like
Exons: 1
Coding region: 87-653 (188 amino acids)
Cellular component (GO): nucleus
Source: RefSeq, a predicted model, not a curated record